CCCCAAGUAAGAAAUAUGGCUGGUAGUGGAGACCUUAGUUCUAUAACAGCAAAAACAGGCGAAAAUGCGGUUAGGAGGCCACGAGGCAGGCCCGCCGGAUCCAAAAACAAGCCGAAACCACCCAUCAUCAUCACUCGUGACAGUCCCAACACGUUACGGGCUCAUGCCAUGGAGGUUAGCCCCGGGUGUGACAUUGGUGAGAGCUUAGCCACUUUUGCUAGGAGGAAGCAACAAGGGAUAUGGGUGCUAAGUGCCGCUGGGUUUGUGAGUAACGUCAUGUUACGCCAACCAUCACCAUCACCUUCCGGUCCGGGCUCUGGGCCUAUAGUCACCCUUCACGGCCGAUUCGAGAUUCUAUCAUUGGUGGGUUCGGUAUUGCCGCCACCAGCUCCGCCAGGUGUCACUGGCUUAGCCAUAUAUCUAGUGGGCCCACAAGGUCAAGUCGUGGGUGGUGCCAUUGCUGGCCCACUCAUGGCCUCUGGACCUGUGGUGAUCAUGGCGGCCACUUUCAUGAAUGCCACUUUCGAUAGGUUGCCCAUUGACAAGGACGAAGCGAUCGCGGCUACUACUACGCAUGAUCAAUCUCACCACCGUGUUAUUGGUGUUUCAGAUAUCUAUGGCCACCCUCAAAACAUGCUUUCUAACACCACCCUCCCUCCUCCCGAGAUUUAUACUUGGUCAACUGCGCGGCCGUUGUCCAAGACAUGAGUAUAACAUUGGCAAGUGAUUCUCUAGACAACUAUGUCGACGCAAAAAAAAAAAAAAAAAAAAAAAAAAAAAAAAAAAAAAAAAAACUAUAUAUGUUUAAUUUGUAUUUUAUAUGUUUCAAAACUUAAGCAAGCAGAAAUAGUACUAUAGGGUCAACAAACGAUUAUGACAUUAAUUUCGUGUUUGAACGUUUGAUAUGUAAACUUUUAUUAGUGAUAUGAUCAAACUUUGACGCUCC
Messenger RNA from Helianthus annuus (common sunflower), 946 nucleotides. RefSeq names its product AT-hook motif nuclear-localized protein 16. The record is from RefSeq and is a predicted model, not a curated record. The transcript has a single exon. Gene Ontology annotation, biological process: vegetative to reproductive phase transition of meristem. Gene Ontology annotation, molecular function: DNA-binding transcription factor activity; minor groove of adenine-thymine-rich DNA binding. NCBI's taxonomy places the organism in Eukaryota, Viridiplantae, Streptophyta, Magnoliopsida, Asterales, Asteraceae. Gene Ontology annotation, cellular component: nucleus. Bases 16 to 708 code for a protein of 230 amino acids.